Molecule: messenger RNA, 7512 nt
Organism: Sus scrofa (pig)
Lineage: Eukaryota; Metazoa; Chordata; Mammalia; Artiodactyla; Suidae
Source: RefSeq, a predicted model, not a curated record
CCCGGCAGAGUUACGUUUGUAAAUACUUCUUACGCCUCCCGCCCCCUCGGGUGCUGACCAGUGUGGUCCCCAAGUGUCCUUCGUGGAGUUCUUAUUCCGUGUGAGCGAAUUGUGCGUCGGUGUUUACUAAGCUGUAUAGCCCCAGCCUGUCAACUGUGGUCUUUGCUACUUCUGGAGAUUUCUACGAUUUACUAGUUAUUGAAUGUGUGUGCACCUGGUUCUCUGUAUGCACUGAUGUCUGUUUGUGGAAAAUGUGUAAUUGUGCAUGUUUGGAAAACGGGCGCUAGAGUUGAUGCUUAAUGCCUCUAAAUCGUAUCAGCAAGUAAGUCUUCCCGGAGAAACACAUCGGUCUCUGCACCAGACCUAGAAACUGGCUAAAGCCAAAUAUUAAAUGCCAUAUAAAGAAAUGUCUGACAAAUAAUAAACUUUUGGGUAUAGAAAAAAUACAGCUACAGGAACCACUCUUUGAGGAAAAAUAAUAGAGCAUUUAACUGAUAAUCUAAAUUUGAAUGGUGAUGGAACCAUUUAACAGAACUAGACAUUAGGUGAAAAAAGUUGAUGUUGUGUUUUAAAACACAUUUCUUGCUAAGGCUCACAAUCACGAAUGGAUCAGCUCCUGAAUGAAAAUGUGUUUGCUGUGACAGACGUGAGAAACUGUCAUUUGGUCAUUUGAAAGUUUAAAAACAACAUGCAUGUUUCUAAUUUUAGUUUUCAGUUGAAGAGAUGAGAAAAAAUUUAGUCACCUAUUAACCAUUGUCUCCCAUCCUUUUUAUUUUCCUUCACAUAAGUGGUAUUCUUGCCUUUGUUGGUGCUUUCUUAAUGUCUUAGCAUCCUUGGGUAUUUAAUCCAGGAAGAGAUUAAAAGAGAUUUACUGGUUUUAAAGGUGCUGAAAUAUAUCUUAGUAGGUCCAUAACUUCUCCUUUUUAUUAUUGCCAAGUUAAUAUCUUUUGAACAACGGGGGAAAUGCAGUCUCUUAGGGGAAACUCAGUGGACAUUGAGUAUCAGUGGGUGACCACUGCCAUCAAUCUAUUUUGCAGAAUAUUGAGAAGCUCAGAGCAACCAACCUUUAAGGUUCCCCUAGGACUUUAUCUGAUUUAAAGUGUUGCUUUUCUAAUCCUAUCCUACUGACAGUUUGCAAGGGAAGAUACACUGAUUGAUUUUUUUCUCAGUUCCUUUUUUUCCCCCGUACUCCUUGCCCCUCCCCCGCUCUCUAACUCAGUUAAGAGCAAUUUUCUCAAAUAAAAAGGCUACGCAUAGUUUCUUAAGUGAGAUAGAUUAUCAUCUGAUUAUCCAUACAUGAACAGAAUCCACGCACCUCUGGAAUUUUCAACGUUGCAUACUGCAGACGGUGUUGGAGGUAGCAGUAAAUCACAGUUGGGCAGGAAGCUUGGACGUGGUUUUAAAAAACUAAUCCAUUUUAGGUUAUCAAGAGAACUUAUUGUAAACAGACUCUUUUUGUUCCAAAGAUGUCUCCCCACUCCAGGAGAGGAGCAAUCCUGGCUGAGGACUCCCCGCGGUGGGGCGCUUUCUCAGUCAUUGUGGGCGUGGCCUAAUCCAAGACCGAGGGUAUGAAGUCGAUCCUCGAUGGCCUUGCAGAUACCACCUUCCGGACCAUCACCACAGACCUCCUCUACGUGGGCGCCAAUGACAUUCAGUACGAAGACAUCAAAGGCGACAUGGCAUCCAAAUUAGGGUACUUCCCGCAGAAAUUUCCUUUAACUUCCUUUAGGGGAAGUCCCUUCCAAGAAAAGAUGACUGCAGGCGACAACCCCCAGUUAGUCCCGGCUGACCAGGUGAACAUCACCGAAUUUUACAACAAGUCUCUGUCCUCCUACAAGGAGAAUGACGAGAACAUUCAGUGCGGGGAGAACUUUAUGGACAUGGAGUGCUUCAUGAUUCUGAACCCCAGCCAGCAGCUGGCCAUCGCUGUGCUGUCUCUCACGUUGGGCACCUUCACGGUUCUGGAGAACCUUCUGGUACUGUGCGUUAUCCUCCAUUCCCGCAGCCUCCGCUGCAGGCCCUCUUACCACUUCAUAGGCAGCCUGGCCGUCGCCGACCUCCUGGGGAGCGUCAUCUUCGUCUACAGCUUCGUCGACUUCCACGUCUUCCACCGCAAAGACAGCCCCAACGUGUUUCUGUUCAAAUUGGGCGGGGUCACAGCCUCGUUCACGGCCUCAGUGGGCAGCCUGUUCCUCACGGCUAUCGACAGGUACAUAUCCAUCCACAGGCCUCUGGCCUAUAAGAGGAUCGUCACCAGACCCAAGGCCGUGGUGGCCUUUUGCCUGAUGUGGACCAUCGCAAUCGUGAUCGCCGUGCUGCCCCUCCUGGGCUGGAACUGCAAGAAACUGCAGUCCGUGUGCUCAGACAUUUUCCCUCUCAUCGACGAAACCUACCUGAUGUUCUGGAUCGGGGUCACCAGCGUGCUGCUGCUGUUCAUCGUGUAUGCCUACAUGUACAUUCUCUGGAAGGCGCACAGCCAUGCGGUGCGCAUGAUCCAGCGCGGUACCCAGAAGAGCAUCAUCAUCCACACGUCAGAGGACGGCAAGGUGCAGGUGACUCGGCCGGACCAAGCCCGUAUGGACAUUCGGCUGGCCAAGACCCUGGUCCUGAUCCUGGUGGUCUUGAUCAUCUGCUGGGGCCCUCUGCUCGCGAUCAUGGUGUACGAUGUCUUUGGGAAGAUGAACAAGCUCAUUAAGACGGUGUUUGCCUUCUGCAGCAUGCUGUGCCUGCUGAAUUCCACCGUGAACCCCAUCAUCUAUGCUCUGCGGAGCAAGGACCUGAGACAUGCUUUCCGGAGCAUGUUCCCCUCGUGUGAAGGCACUGCACAGCCUCUGGAUAACAGCAUGGGGGACUCAGACUGCCUGCACAAGCAUGCCAACAACACGGCCAGCGUCCACAGGGCCGCGGAGAGCUGCAUCAAGAGCACGGUCAAGAUCGCCAAGGUGACCAUGUCUGUGUCCACGGACACGUCUGCCGAGGCUCUGUGAGCCAGACGCGUCCCUGGCAAUACAGGAAAAGAAAUUCUCUUUCUCUUUUUUUUAAAGCCUAAAACCCAGAAGAGUCUGUCGUCUCAUCGGUUUUAUUUUUUUUAAGUUGACCAUGCUCAGUGAAAAAGUGAUUGUCAAAGUGAUCAGUUCUCAGUUCUCUACUGUUUCAUUAGCCUACGUCCUCAAACUCAGUUCUCCAGGGGUUUACAGUGAAGAAAACCUGUUGCUUAAGGGACUGGAAGGUCCUUCAAAGUCUCAAUGAAAUAGGAGAAAAACCUUUGGCUACACAGUUUGAAGCCUAAGUAUCCAUAGAAAAAGGCCAUCCGAUGAGUAAUGCCUUUGAAACCACAGCUUUCAUUAUAAUGUGAAGUGUAUUUGUCUCGAAGUAUCAGAGAUGUCCAUUUUUACAGCAGUUAGAGUACUAAAGUAGAACUAUUUUGUAACAUGUAUUGUGUCCUGUGAAAUGUGUAUCAGUGUUUACUAUGUGUUAUUUCUAUUUGUCUGGUUCAGCAGAACUGCAAGGUGGGCUUCUGUGAGAACCGUGGAACAUAAGCAGUGGAUUGAUGUCAGUGAGACCACUUUUCAAAACAUUAUUGCCCAUGAUGUAACUUGAGAAACCUUAAUAUUUUUUCAAAUAUCUCUCUUUAAAUUUGACAUUGAAAUAACAUUAAAGGUUUAUUUUUCUGUUAAUACAACAAGAAGAAUUUGAAGACUAACCAAAGUCUUGAGCAGAACUCAUUGACACUUAAAAAAAUUUAUUAGUCCCACAUUUUCAUAUGAGGACGUCUUCUGGACUUUAGCUGUUCUGUGGAUGGAGUACAAUCAGAACAGAAGAGAGACGGCAUAUUGACUUUUGGCUGACAUCUCUGACUCUCUUUAGUCUUUAGCUAUUACUGGACCUCUUAAGAUAGCAUGUGUCAAUCUUAAUGUGUGUUGUUAUCACUGUGCAAUCGUUGUUUACUUGAAAAGUAUUGCAUCCUUAUAUUCCAGGUUUAAGUAGAUUUCCUGCCUGGGUGGGCAAACAACAGUCUUCAUUUUUUUCUUAAUUGAAAAGAAGUAUUGUCUGGAUCAGUAAAAUUAUAUCGUGUGUGAGUGUGAAUGUAAAUGUGUGUAUGUGUAUGUUUCUAUCCUGUGACUGUUCUAGUAGUGUCCUAAAGUGAGAAAACUGUGACCACGUUUAAACUUGCUGCACUAUUGCACAUGGAUUCAGUUUCUAAAAUUGAGUUCUUCCAGAAAUCUUGUUCAUAAAAAGACUGACUAUAAACAUUCAGAGCCCUCUCCCUUUGUGAUUGCAUCAAGUAUUACCAAACUGACCUCUAGGUAUUCCAUAAGACCAGUGUUUAGCGAGGAAUCAUCAAUAAUGAACAUUCAAGUUGAGAUCUGUAUUUAUAGUGUUAGUAUCAGAAGGUGGGAGUGUUUUGGUUUCUGAGCACCUAAUAUUGAUCAAAUCCAUGGAGAGGUAAGUCAUUAUAAGGGAAAGACUUCUAAAAAAACCCCUCUGUGGCAAAACAUUUAGUUGUGUGUGUAGGCAGCGUGAUCCUAGUUUAAGUAGCACUAUAGGAGUUCUCUCAUGGCUCAGUGGCUUAAGGAUCCAGUGUUGUCACUGCUGUGGCCCAGGUUUGAUCCCUGGCUCAGGAGUCUCUGUAUGCUACAAGCACAACCAAAAAAUAAAGAAGGCAUACAAUUCAAUAGUUUUUUUUUAAAACAAAACAAAACAAAACACUAUGCCCGGCUCACUGGAGUAAGACUACCAGAUCUGACUUAUGUGGCAAGAAGGCUGAUUGGAUGGGAUGAGACAGAAAAGGGCAAUGAGGAGCUGGCACACUUGUGAUGGGGGCCUGGGUGUCAUAUGGCUGCUUCUUUGCUUUGCCCAGAUAUCCUUUGGGACAGCCCAGUAACCGGCUUUGUCUGUCUAGGUUAAAGAAAGGUCCUCUCUCCUCUGUUCCUGGUUGGCUAGAUGUGCUCAAGCAUAAAGAUGAGCAUGGCUUGCUUUCUUCUUAUGCCCCAGUUUCACACUCUUUAAUGGUGCCAUAGGUGCUCCAAAUUCACCCCUUUCCAAGUAAGCAUUGAUAAUGCUUAAGAAGCCACCUGAGGAGUUCCCGUCGUGGCGCAGUGGUUAACGAAUCCAACUAGGAACCAUGAGGUUGCGGGUUUGGUCCCUGCCCUUGCUCAGUGGGUUAACGAUCCGGCGUUGCCGUGAGCUGUGGUGUAGGUUGCAGACGCGGCUCGGAUCCUGCGUUGCUGUGCCUCUGGCGUAGGCCGGUGGCUACAGCUCCGAUUCGACCCCUAGCCUGGGAACCUCCAUAUGCCGCGGGAGCGGCCCAAGAAAUAGCAACAACAACAACAACAACAACAACAAAAGACCAAAAGACAAAAAAAAAAAAAAAAAAAAAAAAAAAAGAAGCCACCUGACUCUGACAAAUUUUGCUCACAAGCGAUCUUCUCCCUCAACAGAUAAGGCAUGGCUCCUGUAGGACCCAUAGGCCUGCAUAGCAUGAUGUAAAGCAGAGAGCUAGUUCUCUGGUGACUCCUAGCUAUGUGGUACCCAAGCAGCUUGGUGGAGCAGAAUCCUUUCUUGCAGUGCAAAGCUGAAUGUGGUUUAUGGAGGAAACUGGAGUGUUUUGAAUUGUCUAUGCAGCUUGAGUCUUCCUGUUGGUUCCCUCACUUCACCUCUCUGUGAUGUGCAGGUGGGGGGCUGAGGGUGCUAGAGGGUUAAUAAGAUCUUUUAGGAGGAGAAAAUAUUAUUUAUGAAAAAACAUACCAGGGUCCAGUUUCCAUUGAAGAAUUGCCACUGUUUUGUCCCAAAUUUCCCUGAAUAUUUGUCUACACAUCUCGGCGUUCACUGGGUAUUACCAACGCUUCCCUUGCAGGUAUGACAACCUGGUGAAGAUGCAAUUCUUGCUAUUGGUAGAAAAAUUCCAGGAUUCAUUUUUGAAACUGCAUUUGUGUGUACUCAAUGUAGAUUUUAUAGUGUGUUGUGCUUACCAGAUCUAAAUCAUUUAUCAUAAAUUAAGGGACAAUGGGGCUGACAGCACUAAACUUGGUGCUUAUUGAUAUUCUAAGAAAUAUCUGUGAAAUAUCAUCAUGUAUGUUUUACCACCUUCAUUUGAAAAUGUUUAAAUGAGUUCAAUUCAUUCUGACACUUUUAAUAUCAAUUCCUAACCCAAGUGACUCAAAUGUUCUUCUCAAUGAAUAUACUCAUUAGAAUUAUUAUUCAUUAGUAUCAUUCAUUAAUUAAUUAGUCCCUGAAUUAGACCCAUUGAUGUCAAUAUAAUUUAGAGCUCAGUAAGUUUUAUAAAGUCUGACUCCAGAGUUACCCACUUUCCUCUGGGGCUCACAUAUGUGUCCUGACCAUCAUUUCACCAUCACAUAUGUCUUUAGAAAGGGCCAAAUUGCCCACCCGCUCAGUUUCUUCAGAGUAAUUAUGGCUCUCAAUCCCCCAGCAACAGCCUCAUUUAGACAAGGAGGGCUGUCUCCAAGAGCCUCUAAUUUUCCAUCACAUAUGAAAUAUAUGCGAAAGAAUUAUGGCCCUAGAAGAAGCUGCAGACAUAUGCUAAUACUUGAGAUGAUUUCCAAGCCUCCUGGUCACUUUGAGUCAGGUCUAUCUGACAUUAAGUGUCAUGGAAUUUUGGCCAUCUAAACCCACACUGCAGGAAAUAGGCCUGAUGUCCAGAAGAGAAUUAAGCCCUUGAUGAGUAGCCUUCUAGUUACUGUCCCGUUGGUUAAUUUCUGCCAUUCCAUGUCUGUAAAAGAGACCACUAAUAUCAUGUGCAAAAUUAGAUUUCUCACAAUCUAACUGUAUAUUUGUAUGAUAUUUUAAAAUCUCCUAAAUGCUGGGCAAUGGCUAUUAACAAUCGUCUUGCACUGGCCUUCUGAUGAAAUGUUAACAAUGCCUAUUGUAAUAUAGACAAAACAUUUUAUCUACUGAUUUGGGCUGAAUGUAUGUAAAUAGGUUUUAAAAAAAGUCAGAUGUUUAAGCAGUGGCCUCCAAAUCAGUAAUUUUCAGAUAGGAGAGUUUCUUUACACUGCUGUGGCAUCCUAAAAGCUAUCUUCACGUGAACUUAGUGUACCGGGCCUGCUGGGGAUGGGAGUCCCCAAGAGAGGGAACCUUUUCUUGUAAUACUAUGACUCAAGAUACCAGAUUAUCUGGAUUCUUAUUUCCAAUGUUUCAGGUGGAAAACAUAACUCUUUAUUGUCUGUAAAUCUAACAUGAUUACUUUUCCUCUUAGAAGAAUAUUGUAUUGUUAGAUGUUUGUUGAGCUGGUAACAUCCUUGCAACCGCUGCAAUAUCUUUGUUAGUAAUAAAACUUUGUACACAAGUACUAGUAAGAUUGUUACUCAAUGUAGCUUCAGUCAUUAAAUUACUAUAGUGAAGUAGUACUUCUGUAAUAUUUACAAUGUAUUAAGCCCACACUAUAUUUUAUUUCAAUGAUGUAAUUAAAUUGUUAUUUAUUCAAAGAGAAAACAUCCCAUCAUGUCUAUUGUCCAAGGUUACCUGGAAUCAAAUAAAAAUUCUAGAUUAUCA